Molecule: messenger RNA, 11331 nt
Organism: Oncorhynchus nerka (sockeye salmon)
Lineage: Eukaryota; Metazoa; Chordata; Actinopteri; Salmoniformes; Salmonidae
Product: phosphatidylinositol phosphatase PTPRQ-like
Biological process (GO): protein dephosphorylation
Molecular function (GO): protein binding; protein tyrosine phosphatase activity
Source: RefSeq, a predicted model, not a curated record
CUUAUACAGAGCUCUGACAACCUCAGACCUUACUGGAACCUCUGGUCGUGUAGUUUCUUCGCUCUUUGGUACAUAGAUGGGAUAUACAAACAUCCAUGAGUUUCUGAUUCCAAAGCAACAUUGAUAUUGGGUGUAUGUUGUGGUACCAUCUAUAGAUGAUUGUGUGCUGAUGAGAUUACCAGGCUUCCCCAUGGAUGGAACCGUGCAUAUGUGGCUGCUGGCAGGGUUCAUCCAGGUGGUCAGUCUCUUGUGUGUGCAGUGGUCAGAUCCUGCGGUCGUGGUUGUUGAGGUUGUGUUUGGCCACUUCCCCACCAGUCAGGAUCCAGACUGGUACACCGUCUCCUACCAGAUUGCACACAACCUCACGGUGUGGCUGGAUCCGAUUGGCCGCUCUGAGUGUUCUCCUGACUGCAGGCUGUUUCUGCAAUUGGCUAAGGAGCCAGGAGGAAGUGACAUCACGCUGAACGCUAUAAAAAACAAUACCACACUAAAGACUAAGACCUUUCAUAUCGCUCCUGUCCCCCUCUCCUCUCUCCGUGUCGAGGUGACCACCACCAGCACUCUCCUGACCUGCAGCCUACAGAACAGACAGAGCCUCACUGCUCUCAGUCUACACAACAUGCACAUCGAACACACACACACUGAAUACACACACACUGAACAGACACACUCUGACCACACACACACCUCUUCGUACGUAGUGAGAGGUCUGCAGCCUGGAGCAAACUACAGCAUCACAGCAGAGUUGACCACACUUCUCACACACCUCAACAUCAGCCUCACCCAGAGACUACACACCACCAUGGAGACAGCCCAGUGUCCUAUUGGUUGGCUGGCGAGUGGAAGGAGCUGCCACAGUGUGAGUAGGCGGAGCCUGUCGUGGGGCGAUGCCCAGCAAACCUGUAUAGGCAUGGCUUCAGGAGGACACCUGGUGGAUGUUAAAACAGAGAGAGACCUCCUCCUCCUCUCCUCUCACCUGACUACACACAACAACCUACUACUGCUCUGGACCGCUCUCAACGACAGACUGGAUGAGGGGCUGCCCCGCUGGUCUGAUGGCUCCUCCUACAACCUGACGAGUGCUAUGACAUCAUCAUCACUGCCAGCCAAUCAGACGGACUGUUUUGCUCUACAGAGGAACGCUACUGGACGAGGCUACUUCCUGACUUCGUUCUUUUGUCACAUUCCUUUACCCUAUAUCUGUCACUGGGAAAUCCCUCUCCUCCCUCCUUUAUUCAACUUUCACCUGGUGGAGGUAACAGAGAGAGAUGCAGAGCUUCACUGGAGUGACCUCACAUUCGUAAACUCCUCUCACCCUGCCCCCCAGCUCUAUGUCCAAUACCAAGAAAAGGAGGAAAAACAUGGGGAAGAGAAGGAGAGGAGGACUGCAGGUCGAGUCCCAGUGUCUCUAUUCUCCAGAGGGCUGAAAGUGCCAGGCCUGUACCCAGGCAAGGUCUACUCUCUGUCCCUCAGAGCCUCCCACCUUACUGGGGCCGCAUGGAGCCUGGGGAGCGCGCAGACUUGUCACACACGGCCCCUUCCCCCUCGAAACAUCACCAUUAGCAAUGUGACAGCCAGUCAGAUCACAGUAAGCUGGACAGCCCCAGACUCCCAGCAUGCUGUGCGGUGGAACUUUCUGGUUCGCUGGGAGGGUGUAGCCUCAGGCCAGGAGACGAGAAUGGUUGUGGCUAGCAGCGCCAGGUCCGCUGUGAUUGCAGGACUGGAGGGGUUCAGGAAGUACAAGGUCAAAGUUGACUCCGUCACAGAACACGGUGUGGAGAGCUGUGGAGGGGAGGAACUGACCCUAUACACUGCGGUGAGCCCCCCAGGUGGUGUGGUUGUGUCUAGCAGAGGGGAGAAUCUGACAGCGUGCUGGUCCGCCCCGUCAGGUGAAAGCCCUGAUGGGUACUAUGUUAGGCUACGCCCCGUCAGCCAGGCCCGCCCCAUGGAACUGUGGGUAAAUGAGUCCAGGUGUGUGUUCCUGGCCAUAUUCAGUCCAGGGCAGAACUACGAGGUGGGUGUGGCUUCAGUGAGAGGAGAGAACAUGAGCCAAGAGAUCAACACCACAUACAGAACAGAGCCUGGGCCCGUGCAGGCAGCUGUCCCUCUCUCGGUAGGAAGCAGUUCUGUGGUUCUGUAUGUCCAGAGACCAGUACUGGGUGUGUGUGAUGGAGUGAGGGUGUGUGUGUGUAAGGGAGUGUGUGAGGGUGUGUGUGUGUGUAAGGGUGUGUGCGAUUGGUGGCCAUUCCCCCCAGGUAAGCACACAGUAACAGUUGGCAGCCUGACUCCAGGAGAGGAGUACCAUCUCAGUGUCUACAGCACCAGCCGACACAGGACCGGACCAGCAUACCAAACACACACACUCAGGACACGCCUGGCCUCUCCCAGUACUGUGAGAGAGGGCUCAGUAACAGAGUCGUCAGUAGAGAUGCUGUGGGAUCCAGCCUCUGGACACGGACACAACUAUGAAGUCAUCUGUCUCAACUGUCACCACACACUCAUGGUCCAGAAGGUGUGUGUUCCGAGGGCAGUGUUCUCUGGGUUGCUACCAGGCAGGCUGUACCACUUCUCUCUGAGGACGGAGAAAGAGUCCUUCACAGACAGCCCCCCUGUCACACUCAGCAUCACUACAGCUCCCAGUCCAGUGAUGGUAUCAGUCCUCAGUAGGACCACAUCGUCUGUGACAGUUGGCUGGACCCAGGCCAGGGAUGUUGUCAAAGGCUUCAUCCUGUCAAUCAUAAACCAAACCUCCAAUCAGCAGCUGAAACUCUCAGCCCAGGAGCCAUGGUCUUACAGGUUUGAGGACCUUUCCCCAGGAAGCUAUUACACAGUAUGUGUUAUCAGCAGCAAUGGAGAGAGGAGGAGUACACCGGCUUCUGUAGACUUCAACACCAUCCCAGGAGCCCCACAGGAAGUGCUGCUGGUCGAAGAGGAUGUGACCUCAUCAGUGUUUGUGAGCUGGGGAGCCCCAGCAGGGGGCGUGGAGGGGUACAAGCUGCUGUUGUGUCUGUCUGGGGACAAGUCAUCAUGUCGUGAGAUGGGGGUUCAUAGCAACAGUCUCCAGGUAGGAGGUUUGACCCCAGGAUCAGAUUAUGACAUCACCGUCCUGAGCCUGCUGGUAUCAGACUUCAGCCAGCCUGUCACUACACAGUUCUCCACACGUCCGGCCGGUGUGUGUUCCCUCUCUCUGCUCUAUGUUAACUCUUCCUGUGCCGUGGUGAGGUGGGACGCUGCCAUUGGCCAGUUUGACUUCCACAGGGUAACUGUUCGAAAUGGCUCGCAAGCACAUACGAUAGAGGUCUCCAAGGAGAGGCAGGUUGCUACAGUAACUGGGUUGAGGGAUGGCUGUAUGUACAACAUGAGCGUGGAGCGCAUUAGACGAGGAGAGGCAGGGACAGCUGCCUCCCUGACUGUUACCACAGUGCCGGGCCGUGUGCGUGGUGUAAAUGUGGUUAGUGUGUCUGCUCAGAACUUCUCUAUGCGUUGGGAGCAGUCAGAGGGGUGUGUGGACCAGUACCUCGUCAGCCUGCUGCCCAACCAAGGAACUAUCUCUGUCUACCGCACAGUCGACAGACUCGUACAGGCUGACGUAUCCAGUCUGAGUCCUCGAACAGUGUUUACGGUCAUGGUGACCGCCGCCUCCUCCUCCAACCUCAGCCCACCGGUCAGCCGUAUAAUCAACACCAACAAGACCGCCCCAACAUCCCCUCCCACCAAUCUAGAGGGGGAGAGGGUGGGCUCCAAUGGGAUCCUUCUGUCUUGGACCAUGCCCUCUGACUCCCACGUCGACGGUUAUGUCAUCAGGUACAAAGAGGUGUGUCCAUAUCCAGACCCCACCUUCAAAGAGGUGACCAAACACCUGGACAUCCCUGAGACCCUUCUCAACCUCUUCUUACCAGGGUCUACCUAUAACAUCAAGGUUGCAGCAGAAAACUCUGCUGGUAUUGGACCCUAUAGCAAGUCUCUGUACAUCAAAACUGCUGAGGCUCCCCCAGGCCUGGUGACUAACCUGACAGCGUUUGCUGAGAACCACACGUUUGUAGUGGUCACCUGGCUCCUGCCACUCCGCAUCAACGGUCUGAUCACCAAGUUUGCGGUCAAAGCCAAACACGCUCGUACUGGUCAGACCGUCCGCAUACUGGAGCUGGAUGCUGAGGACAUCAUGACCGGAGCGCUACCACACUGCAACGAUGCAGCAGACAUUCUGUCUCGUGGGACCCCCAGUCCGUCAGAGGUGACAGCUCUGACAGCGUCCUCUCCUCCCGUCACCCUGUCAGCCGUCCCGCCCGCCGCCACCUGGGCCGUACCAAUAUCCGUAGGGGUGGACCAGCUGCGACCUUACACAGCAUACGUCUUCGAAGUGUCCGCUUUCACCUCCGACGGAGAGGGACAGGUCGCCUCCACCAUGGUCCGCAUGCCUGAGUCAGCCCCAGAGGACCCCCCCCACAACCUGUUGGUAUGGAACGUGACGUCUAAGUCGGUCUCUGUCUCCUGGGAUCCCCCAACCAUCGUUACCGGGCGUUUCAGCUAUGUUAUCUAUCUCUACGGCCCCACAGGGUUUAUCUAUGAGAACAGCACAUGGGACCUGAGGUUUGUGUACUCUGGUCUGACACCCUACGCACGCUACAGAGUGGCGGUGCGGGCCAAGUCUGCUGGCCAGCUGGGGCCUGAGGCCUUUACUGCUGUACUGACACCUGCUGAGGCUCCCAGUGCAGUGCAGGCUCUGCAGGCAGUAGCAGUAGACUCUGUGUCGGUGCGUGUGAGUUGGAGAAGUCCUGCCCAGCCCAACGGUCUGAUCACACAGUACAGACUCCUGGUUCUUUCUGACAACACACUGCUGCAGGACAUCACCCUCACUGGAACACAGGAUCUAAAUUACACUGAUCUCCUUGGUGAUGGAACGUUUGCUGCUGUUAUCCCUGACCACUCUCUCCGGCGUAAGAGAUCAGCUGACAGCCUGACCACCUCCCCACCUGCGUUCACGGUCACCCUCCCCGACCACACGCUCAUCACCGGCAUGACCAGGACUGCAAUCAGCCGCACACACAGCGCUCCAACCAGCCCUAAAACUAACUUUGAGCACAACAGCAACACUGACCCGACAGUCACUGAGGGCUCCAGUCUGGCCAGUAUGGCCCCUGGGACUGGCCAGACCUCUGACUUUCCAGACUCCACCCCUCUGACCUUUGACCAUGUGACUUCAGGGACCUCUUCCCUCUCCCUAACCACCUCACCCCCGGCCACACCCCUCCCCUGGCUCACUGCCCACCCACAGCCCGGCCAGCUCACCUCUGGCAAGCCCCACCUCUCUACCCGCUCUGCACCUGCAGCCACUGGACAAGGAGUGUAUGUGAGGGACAAGGUCAUGGACAUGCAGGCUAAGGAGCUGUCUUACCUAGUCUCUGGUCUCAGUCCCUUCACUGACUACACCUUCACUGUUACCGCGGCCACUACUAUUGGAGAGGGACCUGCAACACGCGUCACUGAGAAGACUCGCGAACAGGUUCCUAGCUCAGUGGUAGGAGUGUCCUAUCAGAAUGUUAGCUCCACCUCUAUCCUGGUCAGCUGGACUCUGCCCCUCAACCCCAAUGGACGAAUCACACACUACACUCUCUACGGACUCAACCUACACAGCAACCGGGCCCUGCAGAGAAUUACACACAACACCAGCAUACUGCUCACAGGGCUGGAGAAGUAUACAGGUUAUAAAUUGCGAGUGGCUGCAUCUACUGCUGUAGGAGAGAGCUCUCUGUCUGACCUAGACGAUAUUUUCGCUGUCACACCCGAGGAUGAACCUGACACCCCGCCUGUAGGGUUAACAGUGGUAGACACUUCUCCCUCCACCACCACCCUCUCUUGGUCGCCCCCGGAGAGAGCCAAUGGGGUGAUCCAACAGUAUGAGGUUCUGUACGAGAACCAAUCGUAUGUGGCAGUGUUGAACAGCUCUGUCCCCAGAGUGACUCUGACAGGGCUAAGGCCGUUUUCAUACUAUAAUGUCUCUGUCAGAGCAUACACACGCAUCGGACACGGGAACCACACCUCAGACACACUCACUAUGCUGUCUGGGGAGGACGUCCCGGGUAGUCCUUCCUACGGCCUGUCCUACGUGUCUGUCAGUUCCAAUGAGGUGAACGUGACAUGGGAGCACCCCCUGGUGCCCAACGGAGUUAUCACACACUACAGCCUUGAGCUGCGAAACUCCUCCCACUUCCUCAACCUGACCACACCCAUCAACCACGCCCAGAUCACACACCUGAGGAAGUUUGCGCAAUACACUCUGGUGGUGAAGGCACACACACGUAUUGGCUCCGGAAACCACAGCAGUGACCCUCUCAACAUUACCACUCUGGAGGACGUGCCCAGUGAUCCGGUCCACAACCUCAGUGCUCAGAUCUUCAGUUCUACGGCCAUCAUUGUAAGCUGGGACCCCCCUAUGGAACCCAACGGACGCCCCUUCUACCUGCUCACCCUGCAGGAGGGUGGACUCCCCCUUACCACUGAACCCCUGAACCCCCCUAAACCUAACAGCAACCCCCCCGGACCCGCUGUCAACAAUACCAUCACCAAGAUAACCAAUGACAACGUCUUCCUGUUUACCAAACUCAGGAAGUACUAUCCCUACGUCUUCACUGUUACCCCGGCAACCAGUGCCGGCCCCGCCCACAACCACACCAGCCUGCUGCACGUAAGGACCGAUGAUGAUAUCCCCAGUUCAGCUCCAGUGCUGGUGUCCAGUAGGAACCUGUCGUCCUCCUCAGUAUCUGUGGUGUGGCAGCGCCCCCUGGAGACCAACGGAGAGAUAACUGACUAUUCCCUCACCCUGUUCGGCCCUGGAGGCUCCAACACCACACACACCCCCAACACCACCCUCACACUCACACUGCUGCUGCCUUACACAGCCUACAACCUCUCUAUCACCGCAGCCACCCGCAAGGGCUCCGGACCCCCGCUACUACUGAUGCUGCACACAGACGAAGCAGGUCCGAUGUCUCCUCCCCGGAACCUGUCUCUGUAUAACCACACAGCCUUCUCUGUGUGGCUGACCUGGGAACCCUCUCUGGAACCCAACGGUGUGGUCACACACUACGGCUUCAGGAUCCUGGAGAACAACACAAACACACUCACUUACCAGAACUCUACAGGUCCGUGGACAGAAGGACAGCUGAGUGGGAUCCGGCCUCACAGCUCCUAUGAGAUCAGUGUGUUUAGCUACACCAGAGUGGGUCAUGGAGACCAGUACAGCACUCCUGUGUCCUUCACAACCAAUGAAUCAGUGUCGGAGGUGGUGGGUAACCUGUCCUGCUCUGGUCUGGGCUGGGACUCUGUGUUUCUACACUGGGAGCCUCCAGCCAACCCCAAUGGACUCAUCCUGUACUACCAGGUGGACACACGCUCACAGGCAUACAUACACCAGGCUUACACAAACCAGUAUACGGUCAGCGGGCUGGCGCCGGACGCAGAAUUCACACUCACCGUGACGGCUGUCAACUCUGCCGGCCCAGGAGACCAGAUCAACUGUACUGCCUACACACACCCCGAGUCAGUUCCUGGUGUCCCUCGCUUCCUGAGUGUGUCAGAGGCCACAGCCACCAGUGUAACGCUCCAAUGGGCUCCUCCCCUCUCUGCUCCGGGCAUGCUCACUGAGUACCGCAUCACCGUGCAGCUGCUGUCACCCGACUGCCACUCUGACACACCCCUAGCUGAGGCCACACCCCUGCCAGAGCCGACCGCUGCCCUGGCUCCAGGCUGCGUCCAUCAGGAUGUGUUGGUGUCAGUGAAUGGUUCUGAUGGUGGUGAGGGCAACAGGAGCAUCACUCUACAGUCUCUGGCCAAGUACCGCCUCUACCGCUUCAGAAUCACAGCCCUUACGAAUGCUGGGCCAGGGGAACACACACCCUGGAAAUACACACACACACUGGCUGGGAACCCUGAUGCCCCUCCCAGUGACCUGUCAGUGACCAUGUCCUCCAACAGCCUCCGUAUUCAAUGGCAACUCCCAGAUGUGAUCACCGGCCCCACCUCCUACCUCAUAGACGUCCUCUCUCUGGAUAGCGAGGGGUUAAACCAGUCUGUGGUACGCAGUCCAGAGGAGCUGAGGAUUGUAGUUGUGUCAAACCUGACUGCGUUCACUCGCUACUCUGUGACCGUGACCGCCUUCACUGGAUCACUGGAGAACGCACGGCGGGACGGACAGGCCACUGAGCCCACUGUCAUCAGAACAAUGGAGGAAGAGCCCAGGGAUCCUCCUAAGAACGUGACCCUGCAGGUGAUUCCGGAGGAAGUGACCCGUGUGUUUGUGACCUUUGCCCCCCCUGAGGAACCCAAUGGGAACAUAAGUUCCUACACAGUGCUUGUCUACCGCCAGGGCCAGCUAGAGAUGACCAUUAACCACCUCAAUGUGGUCAAAAAUAAGAACCGCACUCUGACCGCAGUCAUCGACGGGCUGAAGGGAGGCUACAACUAUAGUAUACGGAUUGCAGCAGUAAACGGAGCAGGUUUAAGCCCCCCCAGCUCAGAGGUUCGGAUCACUACUGGAAUCAUAGCUCCUGCCAAGCCCACCCAGAGACCCCAGGCUGUGCUGGACCGAGGAGGAGUUGCCAUGGUAACCUCCAGGAGCAUCAUUGUUCGCAUGCCAGCCUGUUUCUACAGUGAUGACAACGGACCAAUUAGUAGCAUCCAGAUCAUCGUGGCAGAAUCUGGGGUGAUGGACAGCAGGAACCUAACCAACUGGAAGAUCGCAUUCCUCUCUCGUCCCGCCCCCUACCUGACUGACAAUGGCUUCCCCAACCCACUCUGUGUGAGGGACGGCGAAAGCAGGGACACACACACACAAACCAGCAGACACAACAACUCACAGAUUAGACACAGAAUUGUGAGGGACAGGGUGCUGGACCGUAGAGACCACCAGGAAGACCACUAUGUUAUCGGAGAGGAGGGCAACUGUCUGACGGAGGAGUACAGUAACACACUCUGUAACGGACCCCUCAAACCAAACACUGUCUACGUGUUUAAGUUCCGAGCCACCAACAUCCGAGGCCAGUACACAGACUCUGACUACUCUGAGCAUAUCAGAACCACAGUGGAUGGGUUGUUGACCAGAGAUGAACAGAUCAUUCUGGGAGUUCUCCUCUCCUUCUUCCUGGCCGUGCUACUCAUCAUCAUCAUCUAUGCCUCUGUCAGGAUCCGUCAGCGUCAGAAGGAGGGAGGGACCUAUUCUCCCCGGGAGGCGGAGAUUAUAGAGACCAAGUUUAAACUGGAUCAGAUGAUCGCUGUGGCCGACCUGGAGCUGAAGGAAGAGAAGCUACACCGGUAUUCCUCCUUCUUCUUUAGACGGAAGGAGAUAUUUGUCAUCCAACUUCUCAGCUACAGAAAGUCUCUCAAGCCCGUCAAUAAGAAGUCUUUUCUGCAGCAUGUAGAGGAUCUGUGUGCCAACGAGAACGCCAAGUUCCAGGAAGAGUUCGCAGAGCUACCCAAACUGCUGCACGACCUGGCUACAUCAGAUGCUGACCUUCCCUGGAACAGAUCCACGAACCGCUUCACUAACAUCAAACCCUACAACAACAACCGUGUUAAGCUGCUGUCUGAACCUGGCUUGCCUGGAUCUGACUACAUCAACGCUAGCUUCAUCUCAGGCUAUCUGUGUCCCAGUGAGUUCAUAGCGACCCAGGGUCCUCUCCCCGGUACUGUGGCUGACUUCUGGAGGAUGAUCUGGGAGACUCGCACACAAACCAUUGCUAUGCUCACACAGUGCUAUGAGAAAGGAAGGAUCCGGUGUCACCAGUACUGGCCAGAAGAUAAUAAGCCGGUGACAGUAUUUGGGGACAUCAUCAUCACCAAGUUGACAGAGGACGUCUAUCCUGACUGGACCGUCCGAGCUCUCAAAGUGGAGAGGCAUGGGGACUACAUGGUGGUUCACCACUUCAACUACACCUCCUGGCCAGAGCAUGGUGUACCCGAGUCCAGCACCACACUCAUACAGUUUGUUCGAGCCAUCAGAGCCAACAGGCAUGAGAACACCACUAUAGUGGUGCACUGCAGUGCUGGUGUGGGCAGGACAGGAGUGUUUAUAGCGCUGGAUCACCUGAUCCAACACGUUAGUGAUCACGACUUUGUGGACAUCUACGGUCUGGUGGCUGAACUCCGCAGUGAGAGGAUGUGUAUGGUGCAGAACCUGGCCCAGUAUAUGUUCUUACACCAAAGUACUCUGGACCUGCUGAACAGUAAAGGAAACAGCCAGUCCAUCUGGUUUGUUAACUACUCUGCUCUGGAGAAGAUGGACUCACUGGACGCUAUGGAGGGUGAUGUUGAACUGGAAUGGGAGGAGACUACGAUGUAAAGGCUGAGAACCUCUCAGUCAACUUCACACCUGAUAAACACACCUAUUCCUGAGUCAUGGGGCCAAAUCCUGGACAUACUGACUGUUUGUCAGAUGGAUUGGUCAACCAGAGAUAGAGGGAGAGAAAGAGGGAGGGAGGGAGGGAGAGAGGAAGGAGAGAAGUUGCCCUUUUCUGGCAGGAGAGUCAAAACCACCCAACAGAACCUGGUGGUUCCCUGGCCUGAAUCAACACAGCAUUGCAAUCCUCUUGGAGCCCUGCAUCUUUUCUAUGUCCUCAGGCAGAACAGAAAGAGUGGGAGAUACAUGUGUAUAUAUAUAGUAGGGCUGUCAGAGUUAACCAGUUAACUCAAGUUCACUUUUUGUCAUUUUAGUGCACACAUUUUUUUGUUAACGCGUUUAAUCACGUCUGAAAGUGUUGAAAAUAGAAUGAAAACAUCCAAAAUACAUCAUGCAUACAGCUAAAAACCACAAUGCGAUGUCCAAACAAGUUGACAUUGAGGUUAAAGAACGUGUGUUUUAUCAAUUGACCUGAUUUUAAUUAUUGUUACUUUGGACAAAAUCAAGACGUCAAUAUUUUUGUAAUGCUUUUUGUAUGAAUAAUCUUAAAUUACAGCCCAAUUUUAGCAAUGCCGAUUAAUCACAGCAAAUCCUGUGAUUAACACGAUUACAUUUUUUUUCUUAAUUUGACAGCCCUAAUAUAUAGGCUAUAUAUAUCACACAUGUAAGUAUACAGGUAUCUUGCACUAGUCAUACCACUGUGUAUUUUAUUAUAUUCUUGUACCAUGUUUUUGUACAUUUAAGUUGUUCAGCCAAAUAAGUGUUGUCACUGUGUUCAUCUGUUUGUGUCACUGUGUUACUAUGUUACUAUCAUCGUGUUACUAUCAUCGUGUUUGGGGGAUAAUAUAUUUGUGGGGUGUUAUGGUUUAUUUCAUGUGAUUUCUCUGAGUGUUCUACAUCUGUGUUUUGGACAAGUAAAAUCAACUCCUCUACUCACC